Messenger RNA from [Torrubiella] hemipterigena, 4700 nucleotides. NCBI's taxonomy places the organism in Eukaryota, Fungi, Ascomycota, Sordariomycetes, Hypocreales, Clavicipitaceae. The record is from the annotation of a GenBank genome assembly.
AAUAGCUUUCCCUUUUCCUUUUUCUACAAAACAUUUCUAUUCUUUGAUCUGGAGAUUUUCUCUUCUGAUAGUUGGCUGUGUGACUACCAAACCACCAUCCUCUUUUCGCGACACAUCGAAGCCAACCCCGAUCAUGAGUGUCUCGGAUAUCAAGCCGCCUGGCGAGGCUGCGUCCUCUGAAGAGGUGCGAGGCGACUCCGAAAGUGCGAGAUUUGAAUCUGCUCGCGAGGCAAAGCGCCAAAUUGGAAUUCCUUCCGCUACGCUUCUCAUCUUCAACCGUAUCAUCGGCACGGGUAUCUUUGCUACGCCCGGUACGAUCCUGGCGCUCUGUGGCAGCCCUGGUCUUGCCCUCUUCAUGUGGCUUGUCGGCGCCUUGAUCGCCGCUGCAGGCACCGCCGUCUACAUGGAAUUUGGCACUGGACUGCCUAAAAAUGGUGGUGAGAAAGGGUAUCUCGAGUUCGUUUACCGCAAGCCACAAUUCCUCACGACGAGUUUAUAUACCGGAUACGUAAUCCUCCUUGGCUGGGCUGCUGGUAACUCUGUUAUUUUUGGCGAGUACAUCUUGCAUGCCGCUCAGGUUGAGAUUACUAGAUGGAACGCUCGCUUGCUGGGUUUGGCCUGUCUGACGGUGGCCUUCUUGAUCCAUGGCACCGCGUUGAAAUGGGGCAUCCGCCUCCAAAACUUCCUUGGCAUUAUCAAGAUUCUCAUCAUCAUCAUCAUCAUUGUUUCGCCUCUCGCCAACCUGCCCAAGGUGCGCGAAAACACCAACCUUUCCCGACCGUUUGAGGGCACCAAGUCCAGCGCCUACGGUAUUGUCACGGCGCUGUACAACAUUAUCUGGAGUUUCGUCGGCUACUCCAACGCCAACUACGCUCUCAGUGAGACGAAGAACCCUGUUCGAACUCUCAAGUUUGCCGCCCCUCUGGCUGUUGGAAGCAUUUCGGUGCUGUACAUGCUCACCAACGUUUCGUACUUUGCCGCUGUGUCUCGCGAGGAGAUGCUCUCGUCCGACACUCUUGUCGCAGCAUCGCUCUUCAAGAACAUGUACGGCGAGUCUGCCUCACGAGCGCUUUCCGUCUUUGUUUCCCUCUCUGCUUUUGGCAAUGUGUUGAGUGUCAUCUUUUCCCAAGGUCGCCUCGUUCAAGAGCUUGGCCGUGAGGGCGUCUUGCCUUUCUCUAAGAUUUGGGCCAGCAACAGGCCCUUCAACGCGCCGCUGGCUGGCCUUUUUGAGCACUGGUUUAUCACUGCAAUUACCAUGCUUGCCCCUCCUGCCGGUGAUGCCUACAACUUUAUUCUCAACCUUAUCUCCUACCCCCUCGCCAUCAUCAACACCUUUGUCGGUGGAGGCCUCGUAUACCUUUACUUCCACCGCGAGGAGCGAAACUGGUAUCCCCCAAUCAAGGCCACGCUGCCAGUCGCCAUCUUCUUCUUCCUCAGCAAUGUGUACCUUGUUAUCGCACCGUUCAUCGAGCCUCCUGAGGGCCAAAACGUUUACAAAAACCUGCCCUACUGGAUUCACUGUGUGGUAGGAUUUGGUGUCAUCUUCGCCGGUGGUCUCUACUGGCUUGUCUGGGCCGUCAUUUUGCCCAAGAUCGGCAAGUACGAGCUCGUCAGCGAGACUGUCAUUGACGAGAUUGACGGCUGGGAGAGAAACCGCUUCUUCACACGCCCUCUUGCGGCAAAGACAGCCACCCCGGAGGGCGCUUCGCAAUAGACAUUUUUUCAAGUAGCAAGCAUUUGUUUUACUCUUUAACGACUUUAGCAGAUUAUACACCCUUUUAAUUAUCCAUCAACUGGAUCACUCCUAGAUACCUCAAAUCAAUCACGUUUCUCUAUUCGCUUUAUGCUCCUUAUCCAAUCCCGCUAGUUAUCAUCUCUCAUAAUUUCCAAAUAUCCAUAAGCAUAUGCCCAUAAUUUUGUCAAUCUCAUAAUCCCUCUUAAAUUUUCUCCCUCUGUAACUUCUCAAAAUCAUUAUCCUUCUUAAAAUUUCCCUCCUCUGUUACUCUUCAUAAUCAUCAUCCCUCUGCUGACGCUUGCCGCAUUUGCGCAAAGAACUGCUAGCCAUUUUGUGACGGCCACCAUACAACGCUUCGUCUAGAGUGAUCUUGCGCAGGCGCUCAUUUUUCUUCUCGUUGACCUUUUUGUUGUUCAACUUGUGCUGCUUCAUUGUCAGCUGCUUGUGGUAGUACUCUAUGUUUGGUUUCCUUACCGAAACUUCACUCUCUGGGCAGUUGGCAACGCGCAAGACCCAGCCUUGGCCAGAGGUCAACAGGGACUUGACAAGCUGCUUACAGUGCUUUUAAAGGGGUUAAUAUGAGUGUAGAUGGUUUUCAGACUCGGGAUUGAUGACUGACCUUGAGAGCAGCACAAAUGGCAGUAAUCCUGUCUUUAAAGGUGGAAUAGAAUUCCUACACUCCUUCCGAUCCAGACCAAUAAUAGACGCCUGUCAUGCCACGCUGGGAUAGUUUGGAUGCUGCCUGUGGAAAAAAGUGAGUUUGAAGGCUGAAGAAAAGCGUCUUGAUUGGAAUGCUCACCACAAGAUCCCAGCAGCUGAUUUGAACAGCGAGGUUUGACAGUGGCCGGCCGAGCACCUGUCUCUGCUUCUCUUCGAUACUUGGGGCAUAUUCUGUUUUGGAGCGCUUGCGUGCCGGCUUCUGCUCAUGAUAAUCAGACCAGUCUAGAAUGGCGUAUCGAAUUCGCUCUUUGUAGUCAUACUCCAUUCGGAGGCUGGUAGGAUAUGUCGGGUCUGCAUGAUGGUCAUAGUAUUCCGUGCCCUUGGCAAACGAGUUCGGGACAGUGGAGAUUCGGCUCUGAAUCUUCUGGAUCAUUCUGCGGAUGUUCUUAGCUUGGUUGUAUGUCCUUACGUCCAAACUUUGGGAUUCAUAGCUCAAGUUUCCUGAAAUUUCAUCUUGAACACAUCUGUGUAAGGGAUCAUCGGGCUCGCACUUGAUUGCCUGCGGCUUCACGAAACGCUUCCUAAAUAGGCCAGCCAUGCCCUUCAUUUUGCCUGGAAGAAGCUCGCCAUCGAGCUCUGAACUCUCCUUGCGCUUAUACUUGGCGUUGUCAGGCUCUGAAGCGGCAUUGCUUAGAGUUGGUGAUGCAGGCUCUGAAGUAGAUGUUGGUUCCAACUUGGCCUGGCCGUCUGGGGGCGAGACAAGAACAGACUGUCUCUCAUCGGAAGCCUGUGAAUCUGAUGCAGGGGUGGAUACAUGAACCAGGUCCGAAAAUUCAGACGAUGGGUAUGUUGAUGGCAAGCUGUUAUUCGCUACAAUCGAGUCGUUCGUUGCAAUCGAGCCGUCCAGUUCGUACUCAGCGGUUCCCUGGGGCUUUGUCUCCGAAAAGACACCUUCGUCCCAGUCGACCUGCAUACAGCUUGAGUAUGGAAAGGGGUUUUCAGCUGAUGGUAGAGCAAGUUGGUCAGCGAAAUCCUUGUAGGGCUCAAAAAUAUGGUGCAACGUCUGGUCAAGGAGGCCAUGGCUAAUGCUAUCACCAAGAAAAACAUCACUCAACCCCUGGUCGAGCAGACCAUGGCUCUGGCUGUUGUCAGGGAAGGCAUCGCUGAAGCUCUCGUCAAGGGGACCGUGGCCUAGGCUACCAUCAGGUAAGAGAUGGCUCGUUUUGUCGUCAGGAAAAUUGUUGGCGUCAAGCCUUGCUGUCGAAUGGGUAUCAAGCCCCUCAUUUGUACUGGUGUCAGCCAUGUUGAAUGUAGUUGAUCAAUCAGAGUCGCAACAUGACCAGGGAAACAGCUGAAGAAUUGAAGAAUUGAAGAAUUGCUUUGUAAACGGAGCUGGGAGAUGCCUGUUUAUAGAGAAUCACCCGGCAUGACGAACAAAGAGCGAGCACUGCAUCUGCCAAAGAGAGCCCCUCAGAAGGGUCAGUGAAUUACUUGGCCGAUUAUAGCUAAUAUUGGCUUGACUUCAAAAUUCAACAUUAGCAAGUGGCUCGUCAAUAUUUUCAGUCAAAGGCAAAGUGAAAUACGAUUCAAAAUGGCUGGCCCGAGCUCAGAGGGCAGCCAAGGUACAGCGUAGGAUUCCAUGGCCCAUUCGCCAAAUUUCAUGCAUACAGUACAGUGCAUACACGCAAGACCUUGGUGUUUGCUGUGGCGAAUCCGUGCUGUUGUGGGAAUGAAUGGCCCGAACGCCACCAAAAUUGCUUAAUUAGAGUUCUGCAUGUAUUUCUUUUCCACGUGGAACAAGGUCCAAGGCAAGAUAUGCUAAUGCCGGGGUGAAUUGCCGCAUGGCUGCUUGGCUUUUGGGGUAAAGUGAUGGCGUCGCGGCUUUACAGAUGCCAAGAGGCGGUUGGAGACGGUAGAGAAUAUAAGUUUGACGUUAAGCCGUGGAAGAUGGCGUCUUGUUAGCCGAUGAGGACCAAUAGAACGAUAAACAUUGAUUGUUGGCCUAUUUUAGCCAGAUUUGUGUCUUCUAGACGCAUCUUUUUUGGCUGAGCUGAGUGUGCCAUCGUGGGGAGGCAGCCGUUGCCCAUGGAACAUUCAACUCUGGGCACCCACUGCCAGCUGUCAAGGGCCCCGCCCGCUGUAAAAGGGCUCCUCUGUGACUCCAGAAAGCGGAUACCUGCUGGAACACGAGGCUGCCGGUUAUCGGAAGGAGAGGGAAAGAGUUAUUUUUUUUUAUGAAAAUUUGCUUUGGAGAAGAAAAAAUGAAGAAAUAGACAGUCUCACCAUCAAAUUUCUUUGGCGUUGC